Podospora pseudopauciseta is the source of this 2011-nucleotide messenger RNA. RefSeq names its product Glycosyl phosphatidyl inositol protein transamidase complex subunit (gene GAA1). NCBI's taxonomy places the organism in Eukaryota, Fungi, Ascomycota, Sordariomycetes, Sordariales, Podosporaceae. Gene Ontology annotation, biological process: attachment of GPI anchor to protein. The record is from RefSeq and is a predicted model, not a curated record. Gene Ontology annotation, cellular component: GPI-anchor transamidase complex; membrane. The transcript is spliced from 4 exons. Bases 1 to 1818 code for a protein of 605 amino acids.
AUGCCGCGAUUAUUAUCUAGCGCGCUGGCGCUUCGUCGCGACCCACGAAUUCUAAAGAUCCCACCAUACCUCUCGUUGCUGUGCAUCCUUGUUGGUGCAGUGUGGCUGUUCCUCCUCCCGCUGAACGAGUACUCGAGACGGACAUAUAUUUCGGAAAAUGCGCUUUUACCGGGACAGGUACAUACUUAUUUUGGGGGGAGUGACCAGAAUGUUCUUAGGGCGUAUAAGCAGGAGGUGAACACGCUGGUGGGGAAGAGUAAUGUCGAGAUCAACGACAAGCUCGAGUCGAUAGUCAGAGGUCUUGGGCUCAAGACGGCGAGGCAGAAGUUUAUGUUUCAUGCGGCGGGACGGACGUUUGAGGGGGAGAACCUUUAUGCGAUCCUUCAGGCUCCGAGGGGAGAUGCUACUGAGGCCAUUGUUCUGGUGGCUGCUUGGGAGAAUGUCAAGCAUGAGGUUAACAAGAAUGGGGUUCCUCUGGUGUUGACUUUGGCGAGAUAUUUCAAGAGGUGGUCGCUUUGGUCGAAGGAUAUUAUUAUCCUUCUUAGUCCUGACAGCAUCGCUGGUCCUCAGGCUUGGGUUGAUGCUUACCAUGAUGCGCACGACAGCUCCCGGGUGGCCAGCCUGCCUAUCAAGUCGGGGGCUCUUCAGGGGGCUAUUGCUAUUGACUAUGUUCAGGAGAACCGCUUCAAGAGCGUUCAUAUUGUUUAUGAUGGCGUCAACGGGCAGCUUCCCAACCUCGACUUGAUCAACUCCGUUGUUAAUAUCGCCGGAGGACAGAUGGGUAUGGGCGUGGCUUUGCAGGAGAUGUGGAACCACAAUGACAAGUACCCUGACCGUCUUCGCACCAUGCUUCGGGGUAUGCUCAAGCAGGGUCUUGGCCUUGCCAGCGGUCCUCACAGCAGCUUCAUCCCCUACCACGUCGACGCCGUUACUCUUCAACCCUUUGGCGAAGGCUGGCAAGAUGAGAUGGCCAUGGGCCGUGUCGUUGAGGGUACCUUCCGCAGCUUGAACAACCUCCUCGAGCACCUCCACCAGAGCUUCUUCUUUUACCUGCUCAUGCACCGCGAGCGCUUCGUCAGCAUCGGUACUUACCUCCCCAGCGCCAUGCUCGUAGCCGCCAACUUCACCAUCAUGGCCAUCUUCCUCUGGAUGAAGAGCGGACAACCUGAGAUCCCGGCCGCCUCAACCACCGAGUCUUCCGACAAGGACGACGCCCCAACACGAACCACCGAGCGUGAUCUCUUUCUCCCUCUGGCGAUAGUAGCCCUAUCCGGCUCCCUCUCCGCCAUCCCUCUCUACAUCUUCAACCACGUCCCCGAAUCGGCCCUAACCCCCCUCUUCUACCUCUUCCUCCUAAUCAACACCCUCUUCCCAAUAACCCUCUCCCUCACCAUAACAGCCCUCUUCUCCCCAACCCUCCAACAAUAUCACCUCGUCAAAUCUUUCUCCCUCCUGCUCCUGGGCAUGUUCCUCUCCUCCCUCGCAACCCUCAACUUCUCCCUCGCAAUGCUCAUCGGCCUCUUAUCCGCCCCCCUCUCCUUUGUCAAACCUUCCUCCUCCCCUGUGUCCCGCAUUGUCGGGUUCGUCCUCCUCAACCUCACCAGCCCCCCCGCUGUCCUGCUCGCCAGCGCGGCGAUUUGGGGUCUCAACGUCGGUGACAUCUUGCGCGAGGUAGCAGUGGCGUGGCAUGUGACGGGGACGUACUCGGCCGUGGUGGUCUGGUGCGUUUGGUGGCCGGCUUGGUUGGCGGGGUGUGUUUGUGUUUUGGGGAGGCCGGGUCGGGAUCAAGAAGAGGAAAAGAAGGUGAAGAAGACUUGACGGAGUAAAAAGAUUUUGUUUUUGUUGGCGUUGAUUUUUUUUUUUCGUCAUCUAUCAUGGAAGACAGCAAAAAAAUGGGAAAUAUUUACAUCAGGAGACAGGAGUGCAUAAUUUAUACCAUAUCCACCAGUACCCAAGCCAAGUUUGCAAAUACAACAUCAAAACCCAAGCUUCAGUGUAUAAGAUCAUAAAA